This is a messenger RNA of Oryza sativa Japonica Group (Japanese rice), 2525 nucleotides long. Its product is annotated as transcription factor bHLH49. Lineage: Eukaryota; Viridiplantae; Streptophyta; Magnoliopsida; Poales; Poaceae. Gene Ontology annotation, biological process: regulation of DNA-templated transcription. Gene Ontology annotation, molecular function: protein dimerization activity; DNA-binding transcription factor activity. Gene Ontology annotation, cellular component: nucleus. The record is from RefSeq and is a predicted model, not a curated record.
UAGUUGUGUGAUAUAGCGGCGUAUGGACACUAACAAAACAUUAAUGCAGCCAAAGCAACCCCCCAUCAUAUCUCUCUUGGCCCCCCAUGAUAUAUGAACAGAAGUUACAGAACAGUAGCAGUGGGGGUACACCCUAUACCCUCCCUGGGGGACCUCUGAAUACUUCGAUCAGAGUAACGGUGCGGUGCCAAACUGAUCAGAUCACACACUUCAGACUACAGUCAAACAGAGCCCUUGCUUGCUUUGCUUGUGUCUUCAACUUCAGAGACCCCCUCCUACCCUCAAAAAAUUUCCCCUUUCUUUUCCUCCGUUUCUUGCAGCGACAAGAGAAAUACUAAUACUCCUCCUCCUACUACUGCUACUGUGCAAGGGGAAGGACACGACGACGAAUUGGAGAGCGGCGUCCUCUCUGAUCCUUUUUUUUCCUUUAUUGCAUCUCUCUCUCUCUCUCGCCAUUUUUCUUCUAGGUUGGUCUCUGGAUCAGGCCAUUGAGGGGGAAAGAAAAGGUGCGGGUUUUGGGGGGAGGUUGUUCUUGCGGGAGGCCGUUGAUUUCGCCGUGUGAUCGGAGAUUUUGGUCUUCAGGGAGUGAAAAGGAGAUGAAUGAGAAGGACGCCACUGAUUUGGAGGAGAGGAGUGAGGCCAGUGAGCACGGCCAAGCUCUGAGUUUCCAUGGUGGUGCCAUGUUCUUGCAAGAGGCUCAGAUUGCUUCUCCUGCAGCUGCAAAUAAUGCAUUGACCUCCAUGGCGAAUCCUUUCCCUAUCCCUCCUGGGUUGUGGAAUCCACCUUCACACAACAUGGGUUUAGGCGAAACCAGUUUUUCAUCCUUGUUGGGGAUGCUGUCGGCCGGCGCGCCGCCACCGUUUGUGGCUACUCCCGGGUUUGUAGAUUCCACGGCGGGGUUUCCUUGCUACAAUGGAGGCAAUCUUGGAGCCAUGAUCAAUCACCCUUUCCCUGGUAUCCACCAGCCUUUGGGUGAUUUCCAAAACGGCGUCGAGCCAUGUAGGGAGAUUGAGGAUAUUGAGAUUGAAGGAUCCAAGAAUGUGUCACAAACUGGUGAGAAGCAGCAAGGGGAUGGUGAGACAACGCAUGCCGUCGAUUCCUCCUCCAAGGAGCUAAGCAUGCCAGGGCGCAAUGGUGGCGCUGGCCAUGAUGAGGGGACUAGGGUGUCUUGUUCCAAGAAGAGGAAAAGAUCAGGACAGGAUGGUGGGGUGAAGCAUGCAGAAGGUGGUGAGCAAUUAGCAACUGUCGGUUCAGCGCAGAAGAAUGAGGAUGAUGAAAAGGGUGAACCAAAGAGGUCUUCUGUGGCGUCCGGGAAAUCCAGUGGGAAGCAAAUAAAGGAUAAUGCAGGUUCACCAAAGGAAGACUAUAUACAUGUAAGAGCACGGCGCGGUCAGGCUACAAACAGCCAUAGUCUUGCCGAAAGGGUUAGGAGGGAGAAGAUCAGUGAAAGGAUGAAAUAUCUUCAGGAUCUUGUUCCUGGUUGUAGUAAAGUAACUGGUAAGGCUGUUAUGCUGGAUGAGAUAAUUAACUAUGUUCAAUCAUUACAGAGGCAGGUUGAGUUUUUGUCGAUGAAGCUAGCAAGUGUCAAUCCAACACUGGACUUCAACAUAGAACGCAUUUUAUCUAAAGAUAUUUUUCAAUGUCGAGGCACUACUGCAUCAUCUGCCUUUGGCUUCUUCCCAGACAUUGUUCAUCCCCGAUUACACCCACCAAAAUAUACACAAGUUGGGAUGCCCAGCAUUGUGAACCCCACUGAUGCAUUUGGAAGAGUAAUCCAUGCUCCAUUAGGAACUAACAGUGCAUUCAAAGAACCUAAACAUCAGGUUUGUACCAUCACUUGCAUUUGGCUAAAUGGCCAUUUUCAUUUCAUGCUCUUUAUACCAAAUACUGUGUUCAUGAAAAAUAGGACAAGUUUCUGCAAGAUGUUCCAAGACCUAAUUUAGUGUUAUAUGGCUUGGUGUUUCGAGAAUACUGCUCCACAGAUAGUCGUUGAAAAGAAUGUCCACAUAAUAUUUUAAACCAAGAAAAGCUAGUCCCCUUUAUAUCCUUUUGCUGGGUCUUGCUUCACUACCCAUCUUUCCAAAAAGUUCGUGGGUCUUAAAAGCAAAGCAAACUAGAUAACAUAACUAAACUGAGACAUUUUAGACAACAAACAAAAUUCCUACUAUCUGUUUUUCAUAACUAGCCAGAUUGUGCCUGAUUCUUUUGGCCAUGCAAGCUGUUUGAACCUAGUCCAUCAAUCAGUCUCUUUAGCUUCUGACUCAUUAACCCUCUUCAACCUGAUUUUAGUGGGAAGAGCAUUGUUGAUGUUAACCGACAUUGUAACCUCAGUAGCACUAACCAUUUCACUAGUAAACCAACUAAAAAUGUACAAAUGCAGCUUGUUAUAUAUCUAAUUGUAUCUUCAUCACUACAUAUUUGCCUUCACAGUUAUCUAAAACAUAUGCUUUCAUAUUCAUAAACAUUUUUUUGGAAAGCGGAGUACCAAAGCACUGUUUUAGUAUUUUGCAAUCCUCUUAUUACUU